GAGCAACAAUGCAGCUAUGACACCAUCAGCAACUGCCGAGAAAACGCAAUCGUGGGGUCGAUGUCGUGAUCACACGGUACACCAAAACCACCAACCAUCAAGUCAACAAUAAGCACCCUGCACCGUGCACAUCGCUCGACGUCAAAUGAUAUUAGUAUUUGUCUGAAACUUAUUCUCAAUACUAGUUUCCCAACAUGGCUGUGAUCGGACCAUGUCUGUGGGGUCGUGGCCCGCAUCGUUGACUCGUGUCGUCUCGUGAUAUGGUGUUAUAAAAGCUGGCCCUUUCGCUAGGAAAAAUGAGUGUGAGUGUGUGCGGGCUGCUCUUGCUUUUGUCGUGACUUCUGGGACUUCGCAGUAUGGGCUCAACCAAGGAUAUUGAGACGAAUGUUUCGUCGCCUCCUUUGUCGUCUACGGGAUCGUCGGAUCGUGAUGAUAGCUAUGAGGUUUAUCAACAAACUCGUCAAUUGGAAUAUACCCCGGAAGAGGCUAAAAAGGUCCUGCGGAAAAUUGACUUCAGAUUGAUGCCGCUUUUGUUUCUUAUAUACUUAUUGCAGUAUCUCGACAAGAACAGUCUCAAUUUCUCGUCGGUCUACGGCUUGAAGGAAGGCACGAACUUGAAAGGCCAGGACUAUUCAUGGCUGGGCUCUAUCUUUUAUUUCGGUUAUCUGGUCGCGCAGUGGCCGGCUGGAUUAGCGCUUCAAAAGCUUCCCAUUGGAAAAUUUCUAAGUGUAACUACUAUUAUCUGGGGAGGCCUGUUGAUGACAACGCCGGCUUGUUACAACUUCGCCGGGAUAGCAACCAACCGCUUUCUCCUUGGAGUCACCGAAGCCGUUGUGAACCCUGGAUUCGUCUUGAUGAUGAGCAUCUGGUAUACCUCAAGCGAGCAGCCUCUCCGUCUCGAAACCUAUUACUGCACCAAUGGCAUUGCCACCAUGUUCGGAGGCCUCCUUGGCUACGCAAUCGGACACAUAACAGGCGGUCUGCCACGCUGGAUGUAUGUGUUCUUGAUCUUUGGUGCAGUAUCACUCGCCAUUGGAAUCGUAGCCCUCCUCUUCCUCCCCGAUCUCCCAUCGACAGCCAAAUUCCUCACCGAGCGCGAGAAAGCGAUUGCGAUCGACCGUGUCGCGAUCAACCAACAGGGGGUAAAGAACCACCACUUCAAAUGGUACCAAGUGCGGCAGGCAGCCCAAGAUCCUAAGACGUGGUUAUUAUUCAUCAUGGCUAUUGGGGCUCAAGUUCCAAACUCUGCCUUGACGAGUUUCACAUCCAUCAUCGUCAAAUCCUUCGGCUUCGACACCCUCGGAACCCAAUACCUGCAAAUCCCCGGCGGAGCGGUCCAAUUCCUCACGCUGCUCUUCGGCGGCAUGAUCGCGACGAAAUAUAGCGGCAAAUUCCACUCGCGAAGUGCGUGCAUGAUCUUCGCCAAUCUGGUCUGCAUCAUCGGGUCGUCGCUGCUAGUCGGUCUGCCGGACUCGAAUAAAUGGGGCCGACUGGUUGCACUCUGGCUGUGCUAUUUCCAGGGACUGGGGUUCAGUAUGAGUCUGACGAUCGUGAGCUCCAAUAUCGCGGGGUCGACGAAGAAACAGGUGACUGGGGCGUUGUUGUUCACGGGGUAUUGUGUGGGAAAUAUCAUCGGGCCGCAGACAUUCAAGGAUAGUGAGGCACCGGGGUAUCAUAGUGCUUAUAUUGCCAUGUUGGUUGGGUAUGCCGUGAAGCUGGUUUCAAUCACUGCUCUGUACCUGUAUAUGUAUUUUGAGAAUAAACGGAGGGAUCGGGAAGCCCUUGGUUCAAGCGGCGAGGAGAGUGACGGUGUUGAGAAGGGCAUGUUGGAUCAAACGGAGAUUGACAACAAGACGUUCAGAUACGUGCUUUAGACUAAUGAAUAUUUAAAUGUUGAAUCCAAAAAUAGAAAUUUUAUACCUACGCUGAUGCGCUGCCUCGAGCACCAUGAAAAGCAUAACUGCACUAACAUUACGGCCCCCAAGUCGUGCUGACGCGUCAGGAUGCAUGAUCAGUCUCUACACUCUAUCAUCCCAUCUAAACCAAGGAUAUAAAACCACAGUACAGUCCCAACUACAAUCCAGUUCUAUAACCAUCUCGCCCACCAUGACUCUCCAGGAAAAACUAAUC
Aspergillus pseudonomiae is the source of this 2130-nucleotide messenger RNA. Its product is annotated as putative MFS transporter. The record is from RefSeq and is a predicted model, not a curated record. Gene Ontology annotation, cellular component: plasma membrane. The transcript is spliced from 8 exons. Gene Ontology annotation, biological process: dipeptide transport; tripeptide transport; transmembrane transport. The coding region runs from base 357 to 1874 and encodes 505 amino acids. Gene Ontology annotation, molecular function: allantoate transmembrane transporter activity; dipeptide transmembrane transporter activity. Lineage: Eukaryota; Fungi; Ascomycota; Eurotiomycetes; Eurotiales; Aspergillaceae.